UGCCAUCUCAAAUGUUAAUGAAACUAGUGUCUUUCUGGAAUGGAUUCCUCCUGCUGACACUGGUGGAAGGAAAGAUGUGUCAUAUUAUAUUGCAUGCAAGAAGUGCAACUCCCAUGCAGGUGUGUGUGAUGAGUGUGGAGGUCAUGUCAGGUACCUCCCCCGGCAAAUCGGCCUGAAAAACACCUCUGUCAUGAUGGUGGAUCUGCUCGCUCACACAAACUAUACCUUUGAGAUUGAGGCAGUGAAUGGAGUGUCCGACUUGAGCCCAGGAGCCCGGCAGUAUGUGUCGGUAAAUGUAACCACAAAUCAAGCAGCCCCCUCUCCAGUCACCAAUGUGAAAAAGGGGAAGAUUGCAAAAAACAGCAUCUCUUUGUCUUGGCAAGAACCGGAUCGCCCCAAUGGAAUCAUCCUGGAAUAUGAAAUAAAAUAUUUUGAAAAGGACCAAGAGACCAGCUAUACAAUUAUCAAAUCUAAAGAGACAUCUGUAACUGCAGAGGGCUUGAAACCAGCUUCAGUAUAUGUCUUCCAAAUUCGAGCACGCACAGCAGCAGGCUAUGGCAUCUUCAGUCGAAGAUUUGAGUUUGAAACCAUCCCAGUGUCAGUUGCAGCAUCCAGCGAUCAAAGCCAGAUUCCUAUAAUUGCUGUGUCUGUGACAGUGGGAGUCAUUUUGUUGGCAGUAGUUAUCGGCUUCCUCCUCAGUGGAAGGCGGUGUGGUUACAGCAAAGCAAAACAAGACCCAGAGGAGGAAAAGAUGCAUUUUCAUAAUGGGCACAUUAAACUUCCAGGAGUAAGAACUUAUAUUGAUCCACAUACCUAUGAGGAUCCCAACCAAGCUGUCCAUGAAUUUGCCAAGGAGAUAGAAGCUUCAUGCAUCACCAUUGAAAGAGUUAUUGGAGCAGGUGAAUUUGGUGAAGUUUGUAGUGGACGUUUGAAACUUCCAGGAAAAAGGGAAUUACCUGUGGCGAUCAAAACCCUUAAAGUAGGCUAUACUGAAAAGCAACGUAGAGAUUUCCUGGGUGAAGCAAGUAUCAUGGGGCAGUUCGAUCAUCCUAACAUCAUUCAUUUAGAAGGUGUUGUGACCAAAAGUAAACCAGUGAUGAUAGUGACAGAGUAUAUGGAAAAUGGCUCUUUAGAUACAUUUUUAAAGAAAAAUGAUGGACAAUUCACUGUUAUUCAGCUUGUUGGCAUGCUGAGAGGCAUUGCUGCAGGAAUGAAGUACCUCUCUGACAUGGGUUAUGUGCAUAGAGACCUUGCUGCCAGAAACAUCUUAAUCAACAGUAACCUUGUGUGCAAAGUGUCUGACUUUGGACUUUCCAGGGUACUGGAAGACGAUCCUGAGGCAGCCUACACCACAAGGGGAGGCAAAAUUCCAAUCAGGUGGACUGCCCCAGAAGCUAUAGCUUUCCGAAAGUUUACCUCUGCCAGUGAUGUCUGGAGCUAUGGAAUCGUGAUGUGGGAGGUUGUGUCUUAUGGAGAGAGACCCUACUGGGAGAUGACCAAUCAAGAUGUAAGUAUGGAACUAUUCCCUGUCAAGUUUGUUUCCAGCAUCUGGAGGCAAUCGGAGAUUUUAAAGAUUGUGAUGCUGGUUGUUACUGCAAGAGUGAUUAAAGCAGUAGAGGAAGGCUACCGUCUGCCAAGCCCCAUGGACUGUCCUGCUGCUCUCUACCAAUUAAUGUUGGAUUGCUGGCAGAAAGACCGAAAUAGCAGGCCCAAGUUUGAUGAAAUCGUCAACAUGUUGGACAAACUGAUACGUAACCCAAGUAGCUUGAAGACGCUGGUUAAUGCAUCGAGCAGAGUAUCUAAUUUAUUGGCAGAACACAGCUCACUGGGAUCUGGGGCCUACAGAUCAGUAGGUGAAUGGCUAGAAGCAAUCAAAAUGGGCCGGUAUACAGAGAUUUUCAUGGAAAAUGGAUACAGUUCAAUGGACGCUGUCGCUCAGGGAUUUGAGACGGCUUGGAGUGACUCUUGUCGGUCACCAGAAGAAGAUCAUGAACAGCCUUCAAGAAAUGAAGGUGCAGCUGGUAAACGGGAUGGUGCCAUUGUAACUUCAUUUUAA
This is a messenger RNA of Pteropus alecto (black flying fox), 2056 nucleotides long. RefSeq names its product EPH receptor A5 (gene EPHA5). Gene Ontology annotation, biological process: protein phosphorylation; axon guidance. Gene Ontology annotation, molecular function: protein binding; transmembrane-ephrin receptor activity; ATP binding. The transcript has 14 exons. Lineage: Eukaryota; Metazoa; Chordata; Mammalia; Chiroptera; Pteropodidae. Bases 191 to 2056 code for a protein of 621 amino acids. The record is from RefSeq and is a predicted model, not a curated record. Gene Ontology annotation, cellular component: neuron projection.